Spinacia oleracea (spinach) is the source of this 2783-nucleotide messenger RNA. RefSeq names its product protein indeterminate-domain 11. Gene Ontology annotation, molecular function: DNA-binding transcription factor activity. Gene Ontology annotation, cellular component: nucleus. The transcript is spliced from 3 exons. NCBI's taxonomy places the organism in Eukaryota, Viridiplantae, Streptophyta, Magnoliopsida, Caryophyllales, Amaranthaceae. Bases 563 to 2554 code for a protein of 663 amino acids. The record is from RefSeq and is a predicted model, not a curated record.
UCUCUUUCAUCUCAUCUCAUCUCAUCCACACUACCACACCCCCAUCUCUCCUUUAUAUUCUCUUUCUCUCUCUAGAAUAUGGGUCGGGUUUCUUGGUUGGGAUAUUUCUUGAAUUUAGUUAUCACAAAAAAUGAGGUUAUAUAGAACCUAGAGAGCAGGUUUUAGCCUUAUUUAGCCACCUUCAACUCUCUUUCUUUCUCUCUCUCUCUCUAAACACUACCACUUUCUCUCUCCUCUUUUUUCUUCAAAAAAACGAAAGUUGUCUGUUGGGUUGCAGCCAAAGGAGGAAGAAGCCAUCAACUAAGAGGCUGCUACAGCUAGUUGCUGCUCCUCCUCCUCCUCCUCCUCCUAGUUGUGCUUCACAUACACCAUAAAAUCUCAAACUUUUUUUUUUAUAUAUUUCCUAUCAUUUCUAGAUUUGGGUUUUCCUUUGUCUUUUUAGUUCAAUACAGUUACAAAGAUCAAAAAUAUAAUCAUAGAUGACAAAACUAAGAUCCAAAGAAGCUUAAUAUUAUUUAUAGUUUUGCAAAAAUCCAUAAUUUAGUUUUUUGUUUUUAAAAGGAUGUUAAAGCAGCAGCAGCAACAACAACAAGUGUUUAUAGAAGAGAACAUGUCAAAUUUGACUUCUGCUGCUUCUGGUGAUGCUAGUGUUUCUUCCGGUAAUAAUAAUAAUAAUACUAGAGGUGAACCUAGCAGCUCCUUUUAUUUUCCACAUCAUCAGUCAUCUGAAGAACAACCACCACCACAACAAACACCAGCUAAGCGGAAGCGAAACCUACCGGGAAACCCAGACCCAGAUGCGGAAGUGAUAGCUAUGUCACCAAAAUCACUGAUGGCAACAAACAGAUUCUUGUGUGAGAUCUGUAAUAAAGGGUUUCAAAGAGACCAGAAUUUACAGCUUCAUAGAAGAGGGCAUAACUUACCAUGGAAGUUGAAGCAAAGAACAAACAAAGAAGUGAGGAAGAAAGUGUAUGUUUGUCCUGAAACAAGCUGUGUGCACCAUGACCCAUCAAGGGCUUUGGGUGAUUUAACUGGAAUCAAGAAGCAUUUUUGUCGAAAACAUGGUGAGAAGAAAUGGAAAUGUGAGAAAUGUUCUAAAAGAUAUGCUGUUCAAUCUGAUUGGAAAGCUCAUUCUAAGGUUUGUGGUACUAGGGAAUACAGAUGUGAUUGUGGCACUCUUUUCUCCAGGAGGGAUAGUUUCAUAACACACAGAGCAUUCUGUGAUGCAUUAGCAGAGGAAACGGCAAGAUCAAUCACUACAAACUCAAUACUGUCUAAUCCAAUUGCAGCAGCCGGCCCAUCCAACUCUCACUUCAUUAAUCUUCAGCAGCAACAUCAAAUGCAGUUGUUGAACAACCAGCAACAACAGGAUCAACUCCAUGCAUUCCCACUUAAGAGAGAACAACACAUGAUGAAUCUUCCACCCUGGCUUGCUUGUCCACCAAUGGAUCCUCCUCAUCAACAUCAACAUCAACAUCAUCAGCAGCUGCCUUCUCCUUCUUCAUCAUCAUCAAUCUUCCAUCAACAACAAGAGCAAAUGAUGAUGCAACAUCAUCAACAACAACAACAAAAUCCAAACCCUAGUAACCCUAGCAUGGGCCCUACAUUCUCUACAUCAUCAUCAGGAGGGGGAGGAGGGGGAGGAGGAACAGGAGGGCUUGGUGGACCUUACCACACACAAGCAGCAACAGCGGCAUCGGCCCACAUGUCAGCUACUGCAUUGCUGCAAAAGGCAGCUCAGAUGGGAGCUACCAUGAGUAAUACUGCAACCCCUCAACCCCACCAACAACACCACCACCUUCACCCACAACACCACCAGCAAAGUCACGUGUCUGACACUAGUAAUUCAAAUACAACAACAACAGCUGGCUUAUUUGGCUUGAAUUUGUCCUCACGUGACCACCAACAGCAGGAGAUCAUGCCAACUACUACUACUACUACUGGCCUUAUUGUAAACCAUGGUUUGUCUUCUUUUGGAAUAAUGAACAAAGCUGCAACCCCAUCACCAAGACCAACACCAAUAACAACCAAUGCUGCUGCUGCCACCAUUGGUGGGCCUGGGUCUGGGAAUGGGUCAGGGUCAGGGUCAGAUCAUCAACUUACUGCCUCAAACACGAGUCCUAACCACGGCCCGCCACCACAACCACCCUCUUCCUUCUUCCAUGACAUGAUGGUCAAUUCUCUCUCAUCUUCCUAUGAUCACAAUGAUGAUGCCUUUGGUGAGAUUGGGGGUAUGGGCACCAUGUUAGGCACUUCCAACUCUAAGAAAGCCGAUGACGACCGUUCUUCCUUAGCCGCAUUCCAUCACUCACUUGGCACUCAGGAGGACGCCAACAACAACAACAUCAACAACAACAACAACAACAACAACAACGGAGGAGGAGGAGGGAAUGACGGGCUUACAAGGGACUUUCUAGGAUUAAGACCUCUUUCUCAUAAUGACAUUCUCACCAUUGCUGGACUUGGUAAUUGCAUGGCCACGAACACACCUUCUCAUCAUCUUCAUCAUCAUCAACAACAACAACAAGAUAGCCAUAAAUCAUGGCAAGGUUAGCUAAAUACAUAGCUAUAGUAAUCAACUUUAAUUAAAUUACUAGUACAACAUUUUGCUUAAUUAUAUUAUUAGCUAGCUUCCCAAAGGGAAAGGGCUUUUCAUACAAUGUCACUACCAAAAUACAUUACUAUGCCCUUUUUUUGACCCCCUUUUAUUUUAGUAUAAACUUUAUAUAUUCAUAUUUGUAUAACCUUUGUUAAUACAUUUUCUAGACCAUAUCAUAUGAUCA